GUCGGCUGACAGGAAUCCAGAGCCGCAGCAGGUGGGAACAAUGCGAGCCUCCUCUAAGAAGAGUGUUUUUCUGCUGCUGGCCGUUUUCUCCCUCCUUGUUUGCUUCAUUUUCUACAGGAGCUUCAGCAGUUCACAGGCAGCAGGGGGCAGCACUGAGACUCCAGGAGAAGAUCAGGUGAGAUGGGAGGAGCCUGGAGCUGCUCAGGAGGAGCAGCAGGAGGAGACUGAGGCAGCGUGUUCCCUGAGGUCCACCAUAAGGAACGAGCCCUUCCUCUGGUGGAGGUUCAACUUCUCGCUGCCGGUCCUUCAGUGGGCUGGAAGUCUGACGCCAUCGUCCUGGAAGCAGCUGAAGAGACGACCACCUCCAUACGGCUGGAAGGGACUUCCUGCUAAAGUCCUCCGGGAAAGCCUCUCCCUCCUCAAAAGCCGCCGGCUUUUUGAGCGGGAACCACCUGGCAGGUGUGUCCGCUGCGCCGUGGUGGGAAACGGAGGAAUCCUCCGUGGAUCCAGGCAAGGAAAGAACAUCGACGGCCAUGAUUUGGUCUUCAGGAUGAACGGAGCGGUGAUCAGAGGGUUUGAAGACGAUGUGGGGACAAAGACUUCAUUCUAUGGUUUCACCACCAACACCAUGAAGAACGCCCUGAUCUGGUACCGCUCAGACGGUUUCACCAGAAUUCCUCAGAGCCCGGAGAUCAGAUACAUCUUCAUCCCAUCAGACAUCCGAGAUUACGUGAUGAUGGCGGCUGCUGUUCGGGGUCGAAGCGUUGCCUCAGGGAGAGACCAAGGAGACAGACCAUGGGAGUACUUUGGCCACAAACCACCUGGAAACUUCAAGAUGCUCCACCCCCAGUUUAUCUCCUACGUGACCCACAGUUUCCUGAUGUCUCCUCUGAUGACCAACGUCCACACUCGGGACUUGUACAUGCCGAGUACCGGGGGUCUGAUGCUGCUGACGGCCUUACACACCUGUGACCAGGUUUCUGCUUACGGCUUCAUCACCAGGAACUACGCCGAUUUCUCUGAUCAUUACUACGACUUGGUGCCGAGGCCUCUGAGGUUCUUUGCCAACCAUGACCUGCAGAUGGAGGGCAGCCUGUGGGAGGAGCUUCACAACCGGAAGGUGCUCUGGUUGUUCCAGAGAGAUUGAGGAGGAGGAAGUUGACCAAAGAGGGUGGGUCGUUUCCAACAACCCAGCUGGUGAUGGGUCAGUCCAGCAUACACCCUCCUCCACACCAUGGUACCGCCUCCUACCAUCCCAGAAGAGACGAUCAAAACCCAGACCAUGGUACUGCUUCCUUCCGUCCCAGAGGAGAUGAUCCAAACCCAGACCAUGGUACUGCUUCCUUCCAUCCCAGAGGAGAUGAUCCAAACCCAGACCAUGGUACUGCUUCCUUCCGUCCCAGAGGAGAUGAUCCAAACCCAGACCAUGGUACCACCUCCUACCGUCUCAGAAGAGACGAUCCAAAACCCAGAC
Messenger RNA from Cyprinodon tularosa, 1474 nucleotides. It is a transcript of the gene st6galnac2, whose product is annotated as ST6 (alpha-N-acetyl-neuraminyl-2,3-beta-galactosyl-1,3)-N-acetylgalactosaminide alpha-2,6-sialyltransferase 2. Lineage: Eukaryota; Metazoa; Chordata; Actinopteri; Cyprinodontiformes; Cyprinodontidae. The transcript is spliced from 10 exons. Bases 41 to 1147 code for a protein of 368 amino acids. The record is from RefSeq and is a predicted model, not a curated record. Gene Ontology annotation, molecular function: sialyltransferase activity.